Molecule: messenger RNA, 1824 nt
Organism: Polychytrium aggregatum
Lineage: Eukaryota; Fungi; Chytridiomycota; Chytridiomycetes; Polychytriales
Exons: 13
Coding region: 1-1824 (607 amino acids)
Molecular function (GO): protein binding
Source: RefSeq, a predicted model, not a curated record
AUGAAGUUCCUUGAAAUUUUGCUGCUCUUGAUCUUGAUCAUGAAACUCCUCCAACAGCCAUGCGUUAUCGAGACGAUCCAUGUUAUCGAGGCUUCCCUGAGCUCAGCGAUGCCGAUCGGCACUCUUGCUGGAAGCGUGCGAUACCAUGCCACCGACAGCAACAACCUCGAGGCUACGACGUCUGGCAAGGCAUGUCAAUUGAGAUCCGAUAUUGGAGUCACAAGCACCCAAAGCCGACCCUGUCAAAUUGCCGCUCACCUCCGCAAGGAGCUCGAAGCUCAAGAGGACCAGACCCCAUACAUCACUACAGAGUCGACCAGGAUCCUCCAAAUGGCAAUGUACCUAUCCAAUGGAAUCCAGCCCCCAACCACGCAGACCAUCGCCCACGGCGCAAGUGUGGCUUAUGUUGCCGAAAGCAACCUGACUCUGAAGGUUAUUGAAGCUCUCGCAAUCAUCUUCCAGCUGAUGUUCAUUAUGGUCAUCUCACUGCUCGCCAUUGCAUACUGCACUGGCUACAUGGACCUCUUCAGCAUCGUGUCCUGUUGCUCAGACGAUAUACAGGCGACCGCCGAUACUACGGAGCAGAAUAAUGCGCAAUCUUGUAACUGUUUCGAUGGACCCGACUCUUCUUUGGAAAGCCAUUCCGACCAGUCAGACAGCGCCUCGACUCUUGAUGCCGAAUUAGAAUCCAAGCCAGAAGUGACCAAGAAAUCCAAGAACGAAGAUUCGAUGGAGCAGGGUAGCGAACAUAGCCAACCACCCAGUCCCGAGCCCAUGUGCGAUGCUGCUCAAUAUGACAAUGAUACUCAAAGCCGGGAGCCAGCCCCGGAGCAGCUCGCUGGUGGCUCUGUUAACUCUCCUUCCGUGGAUGCCAACCCGACAUGGAGUUUUGAGGCCACCACGAGUGAAGUUCUCAGACAAUAUGACAUUCUUAUCGAGAAGGCCAACGAAUCUGUUGACUACGAAGAAAUAGCCCGCCUAUGCGGCCUUGCUAGCAUGCUCAUGGUGAUGUACACCGCCGUUGUCACUGAUCCCAUCAGACUCAGCUUGGGGCACUACAACCAUGCGAUGUCAUACUAUUUGUCGGACUCGUAUUUCGAGGCUCUCUUCUAUGUCACAAAAGCCCUCAGCAUCCUUGAGAAUGCCGGCUUGUUGCCACAGACAUAUGAGCAGAGUCUGAACGAAGAUAGCCGCAUCAGCUCAUACUAUAUGUUGCUACUGAAGGGCCAGGUUCUUGUGGAAAUCAACAAGUCUAGUGAGGCCGCUGAGUAUGUCAAAAUCAUCGAGGGAAUCUACCUCGAUAAUAUACACUCAAACCACUUCUUGAGCCUCAAGGCCGACGCGUUGACUCGAAUCGAUCAAUACGAACAAGCACUGGAGGCCUUGAAGGAUAUGGAGGGCACCUACGAAGGAACGCUGCAAAUCUAUUUUGAAUUGAAGGCCAGCUGCGCUAUAGGCCUUGGUCCGCGAUUCCUUGGGAUGGCCGUGGAGGCUCUCGCGAACCUCGCGAACCUGGCGCCCGACAGGUUCGGUCAUAUCUUCAAUGACUAUAACCAACGACUCCAAACGAUAAACUGGGCGAUGGACAUGCUGCAGCUCAGUGAGGAAAGCGUUUUCGGACAGGACUCGAGCCUGGCCUUGAAGGCCGUCACAAAGGCAUACCGAGUCAUGAGCCUCAAGUACCAUCCAGAUAAGCAUCCCGAGGAUCAGGAGACGUACACAGUCAAAUUCCAGCACUUGCAGAAUGCCUACCAGCACAUGGAAGCCACUAUCAAUGAACAAGACAAAAUCAACAUGGAACUUGCAGCACGACCAAAAUGGUAG